UGUGGAAGCCCCAGUAAUCCAACUCUUCAGAGUUCACCACGUUCCCGACUCGAGUCAAGUGAGUCCAAGAUCAAGCCUGUCCCUGCCGGACACACGACAAGGCACACCCUCCCACCGGACACCAUCCAGGCUUAUUAUUUCUCACCUGCGGCUGCGAAUAAAGUACGUGUCGCGAUCAGCCAGCUUUUCUAUCUCAGCCCGCCCCCUCCCUCUAUUCCUUCGUCCUUCUUCAAAACCCUUUCCCAACUGCAGUCCUCCCCCCCCCAAUCCUAUCCUGUCCUGUCACAGGCCAUCCUUGCCAGAUAAAAAUUCGCCGACGACAAGUCUUGAACGCCUCAGUUGCGCUUUGAUCGUCACCAUGGGUUUAUCUGACGGCCUUGUCAUCCUCAUCUGUAUCCUGAUUGCCGGCCUCGUUGUCGCGGCAGGCGCCGCACUUCAUCAAGUGGUGGAUCGAAGGCGAGCCGGCUCCAGUUCAGGAGAAGGGAUAUUACCCUUUACGAAUGAACAAGAACAUUAUAUGAGGCAAGUUCGGUCGAGAAACUAUGCCCAACUCUUCGGUGGAAGACAGCCAGCCUAUUAUCCUUCGCACGAGACAACUGUCACCACAACCACGCACGCUUGAAGAAAUGUGGGAUUAAACAUCGCAUCGCAUCGCGACUUGAUCGUACGGUCAAGAUCUCAAGAGCCUGGAUUACUCAAGAUGUGACAUUAUCCACUCCUUUCGGCGCAUUUUCGAGGGAACACCGCAUGAACCAUAUAAACGGACGGGCAAAGUGACACCACCCACGCCUCUCGAGCCAGGCUGCGGCCAGUGGACGAGACUUGAGACUUGAGCAUCGUGUUUUUGUCUGAUAGCCACGGUGCUCUACCAUCGAUUGGCCAAGGCAUUCAGCGCCGCACCUAGACCAUUUUACCGGCCUGUCGUCUGCCCUCCACCACUCUAUCGUUACCCCUUCGAGCCACCAACUCACCCUCGGCGUUCUCCUGGGGUUGUGCUCAUGUUAUAUCAAUGAGGCUGCCACGUUCAAACCCUGGAGGGGUUCUUCUUAGUGGGACCAGACCUCGACAAUGUGGACAGAAACAUCGCCGCCGUUUAUUUUCUAGAUGUCAACCUCCGAUUUUCAAGCACUCGUCUGCACGGCAGAGCAAAGGGUCAUGUUUGAUAUGUCCAACAGCGGGGCUCAAGAAGACAUCGAGCGCUCAAGCAUGUGCUCUCGGGCGGCGGCUCGCUUUGUCUUGUCUUAGUGACAAGGCAUGAAGCCCAAGCCACUACAGGAAACCGAACCGUAUUGCGAAAAACACAGACACUAUGGUCGGUCCCACUUUACACAUUCCGAAACUCCUAUGAUGAGGUAACGAACUACAAAUCGAGCACACUUGCACGAUAUCCGUCCAGUCCCACGAAAAUAACCUCCCUUACCUUUACGACUCUCCUUAUCAUCAUUGACCGCACGAUGUUAUCUACCGAAGAAUUAAAAUUGGGCAUGUUAGGGUGGCUCCACUUCCACAUGUACCGAGGCGGAGAGCGGCAAUCUGAUGAACUUGUCUGCUUUUUCCUUUUACACACACUUCUCAGCCUCUCCCUCCUGUUUUAGACAUUACACUUAUCACCCCCGGUCGAAUACGAGUUUACGCUGUAUGAAGGAUUAAGAAUUUAGGAAUAAGGAACGAAAGAACAAAUUUUUCCUUUUGUGUGCAAGGAACCGAGUUUCCUCGUCUGGGAAAAAGGCAAUCACUGUGUCUUUUUUUUCUCCAGCGCGCAUGUGGUAGCGCGCUUGGUAUGGACGGAUGGUCGGAAUCAGCAUUCCCAUGUUUGAGAUAGAAGAUAGAAAUACGAUCACGCAUACGAAAUCG
Molecule: messenger RNA, 1854 nt
Organism: Exophiala oligosperma
Lineage: Eukaryota; Fungi; Ascomycota; Eurotiomycetes; Chaetothyriales; Herpotrichiellaceae
Exons: 1
Coding region: 359-622 (87 amino acids)
Source: RefSeq, a predicted model, not a curated record